AGUCUAGCAGUCUUCUGCUUCUUUCAUUAUUAAAUUUUGUUUAUUAAACAAUUUUUAACUUAAUGCGCUAUAAUAAUUUGUUAAAUUUUAAUAAAAGUGUUAAAUUAAAAUUAUUAACAAAUAUAUUUACGCGGCAUCGAUCAACAAUUCCAACAACAACUGCCGGACCAUCAACAGAUUUCGAAGUUAAAAAUCGCGAAAUUGGAGUUGUUACAGCAAAUAGUAAUAGAAAUUUUUCCAUAAAAACCACGCCAACAUCAUCAUCAACGAAACUAGUGGCCAAUUAUAAGAUGGCCAUUGAUGUGAAGUUCAAUGCUUCGCUGACUUCAAGUGAUCCGCAUUUUAAGCCGGUUUUGAUAAUUGGUCAACUGAAACAUUUAAAUUUAAUAAAAUUUGCCGAUGUCUCGUGUAAAUUGGAACCACGCGUUAAUGAAGACACCUUUAAUAAGGCUAUUGCCUGUUUACAUCCCUCACCUACUGAUAAAAUAUCUCUGUAUUUAGAUGUGGCCACAGUAGCUGCAGUACCAUUGAAGUGUUCGCGCCACAAUACACCCUCACGGGCUCAUGCCAUAACCCGUUUGGUUAAGAACAAUCUGCUUAAUGUUAGCGAGGAGAGUGUUGUUGUAGUUUGUGAGCGUUCGGAUUUAUUUGCUAGUGCCUGUGCCGUAGUACGUGCCUUUCCUCUAUAUUCACGUAAAACUUCCGGAGUUUUGGGAAAUUCCACUGCCAAUGCUGUGGCCGCAGAUGAUCAGGAUACCCCCAUGAAAAAUGCUGGCGAUAAUAGUAAUAAAUCGACUGUUCAUGUUGAAUUCAUAAUUAUUGACAAAAAUGGCGCUGUUUCGGCAACUCCACUAGAUGAGAAUGAAAUUUGCUGCUUGGAAGAUGCUGCCAAGGGUAUACGUUUAGCUGCCCGUAUCGUCGAUACUCCAUGCAAUGAAAUGAAUGUUAGUACUUUCGUUGAGGAAGCCGAACGUAUUGGAGCUGAGUUGAACAUCAAACCGACGGUAAUACGAGGCGAAGAAUUGCGUGAGCGUGGUUUUGGUGGCAUUUACGGUGUGGGUAAAGCAGCCGCUGUACCACCAGCCUUGAUUUGUAUGUCUUAUGAGCCGAAAGGCGCUCAAGAAACUAUCGCCUUGGUGGGCAAAGGUAUUGUCUACGAUACUGGCGGCCUUAGCAUUAAGGGCAAGACUGCAAUGCCUGGUAUGAAGAGAGAUUGCGGUGGAGCUGCUGCGAUUUUGGGUGCAUUUUAUGCAGCUGUUAAGUGUGGUUUCAAGGAAAAUCUACAUGCGGUUUUCUGUAUGGCCGAGAACUCCGUUGGUCCGAAUGCAACAAGACCCGAUGAUAUUCAUACAUUGUACUCUGGACGUACCGUUGAAAUUAACAACACGGAUGCUGAGGGACGCCUAGUAUUGGCUGAUGGUGUUUGUUAUGCCCACAAAGACUUAAAGGCAAACAUCAUAUUGGAUAUGGCAACAUUAACAGGUGCCCAGGGUAUUGCUACGGGCAAAUAUCAUGGUGCCAUACUGACAAAUUCCGAAGAAUGGGAAGUCAAGUCAGUGGAAGCUGGACGUAAAUCUGGAGAUUUAUUGGCUCCCAUUAUUUAUUGCCCAGAAUUGCAGUUUCCUGAAUUUGCAUCAGCACUUGCUGAUAUGAAGAAUUCCGUUGCGGAUCGCAGCAAUGCUCAGUCUUCCUGCGCUGGUCUAUUCGUAGGUGCCCAUCUUGGUUUUGAUUAUCCCGGUAUUUGGAUGCAUGUCGAUAUGGCAACUCCAGUGCAUUGUGGAGAACGUGCUACUGGUUACGGUGUGGCAUUGUUGCUCACCUUGUUUGGUAACCAUACCAACUGUAACAUGCUGCAAUCGAUGGCCAACAAUGAUACGGAACCACCAACAAAGCGCAUUUGUCGUGAUUGAGUUGAAUGCUGAAGUGAAUCCUUAGUAUCCUUAUCAUCGUCAUCAGCAGCAAGCAGCACAGCAACCUCUAUUCAGGAAUGGUGGUAGAGCUUUAACAAUAAAUAAAUACAAAAACAACAAAAAAAAUGUAAAAUAAUUACAACAAUAUAAAAUAUACUGUAAUAUUUAGCAUUA
Messenger RNA from Calliphora vicina (urban bluebottle blowfly), 2084 nucleotides. RefSeq names its product granny smith (gene grsm). Gene Ontology annotation, cellular component: cytoplasm. Lineage: Eukaryota; Metazoa; Arthropoda; Insecta; Diptera; Calliphoridae. The record is from RefSeq and is a predicted model, not a curated record. The coding region runs from base 63 to 1910 and encodes 615 amino acids. Gene Ontology annotation, molecular function: manganese ion binding; metalloaminopeptidase activity. The transcript has 6 exons. Gene Ontology annotation, biological process: proteolysis.